CCCCCCACCGGCCCACCACCACAGAAACCCACUCGCGCCCCCCGCUCCACGCCUCCCUCCACAGAAAAUGAAACCUCCUGUUGUCUUCUGCCCGCUCGUCGCCACAGACAAGCUCUUCGCCAUCACCACAAACGCCACCAACGGGUUCCGACAUUUCGACGACCCAGGCCUUGUUCCUGCGAGUUUCAUUUCAUCCUAUCACCUUUUCACUCCUCCAGUCCAGAGAACACCAUUGAUACCAGUGGCCGCUACACCUGCUCACUCCAUUGUAGUAGCAGCAGCAGGAGGAGGAGGAGGAGCGCAGGACUCGAGCGGUCUUGGCAUGGCUUCUUCCCUCGCGCCCGCGUCGUGGGUGCUGCUGCUGCAGACGGGCGGUGCUGGGGCGGCAGCGGCGGGGCCUUCCUCCUGCCGCUUGAUGCUCGCCGUCGCGGAGCCCCGCUGCCGCUGGGCAGCGUCGCCGCGCCGGGCAAGGGUGCUCGUGGCGCCCCGGUGCGCGGCGCUCGACUGGCCCGGCGGCAGCGGCGAGGAGGAGGCCAAGAUCGAGGACGAGAGGAAGAAGAAGCCGGCGCGCGGCCGACCGGUGUGGAGGCGGAUCCUGUUCGCCUCCAAGAAGACACGAAGCAUCAUCAUCCUCAACGCCCUCACGGUCAUCUAUGCAAGUGAUAUUCCGGUUCUGAAAGAGGUCGAAGCCCUGACAGAGCCUGCGGUCUUCAACAUGGUGCGGUUCGUUGUUGCAGCCAUCCCCUUCGUGCCAUUCGCGGUCCGUGCCUUUGGGGACCGCCGUGUACGCUAUGCAGGACUGGAGCUGGGAGUCUGGGUUAGCUUAGGUUACCUUUCUCAAGCAAUUGGAUUGCUCUCAUCUGAUGCUGGCCGAGCAUCCUUCAUCACGGCCAUCACGGUCAUAGUUGUGCCUCUAAUUGAUGGCCUUCUUGGUGCCUCGAUCCCCAAACUCACUUGGUUCGGAGCCAUCAUGUCACUAUUUGGAAUCGGCCUGCUGGAAUGUGGCGGCUCUCCUCCCUGCGUUGGUGAUAUUUUGAACUUCUUCAGCGCCGUGUUUUUUGGGAUCCAUAUGCUUAGAACAGAGCAAAUAUCAAGGAGUACGGACAAGAAGAAGUUUCUAGCUCUUCUUAGCUUCGAGGUCCUUGUGGUCGCUUUCUCUUCUGUUCUCUGGUGUAUGUUCAAAGACGGCUAUGUUGAUACUAGUGAAUCCAGCUUUGACUCUUGGACUUUCGGUAUGCUUUGGGAUACAGCAGCUUCAUUUCCUUGGAUACCAGCAUUGUACACUGGAGUUCUUUCUACGGUGUUAUGCAUGUGGGCAGAGCUGGUAGCGAUGGGCGAUGUUUCAGCAACUGAAACUGCAAUUGUUUACGGCUUGGAGCCAGUUUGGGGAGCUGCUUUUGCUUGGUUCCUCCUUGGUGAAAGAUGGGAUAACACCACAUGUAUUGGAGCUGCCCUUGUAUUAUGUGGCAGUUUGACUGUUCAGCUAUUUGGGUCAGCUCCUAAGAAGUACAAGAAAGUUAAAAAACGCAGCAGCAAUGCUUUAGAAACGCCAGUGAAACAACAAGACUACUUAUCGUUAUCUCCUAUACCAGUUGAUUCGGGGAAGUUCAUAGGAAGGCAAUUAGAAAGGAGGAACAAAACAUUAUAGCCCAACUUCAAGGCAAGAAAGGAAAUCCUGCGAUGAUAGGCUCACACACCAAAUUAUUGUCCUGAGGCAUCACUUCUUGGCUCGUCAAUAUGGGGAUGGUGCUGGAUUGCUCCGCAUGAAGAUUUUUUUUUUAGUUUUUUGUUUUUUUUCCCGCAAUAUCUUGGAGCUCGUUUUUGGAUUUCUAUUUUGUCUCAAUGACCGUGCUAGAAUACCUCAUGCAUAUUAGGAAAUGAGGCAUUGCUAGUGGCAACUCGAGGAGGUCCAUGGUCCACCUAGACAAUUGCGUUAACUGAGACAUUAUUAUGUUUUGGGCACUGUUAACUGUAUAGAUUUCAUGUAAAUGAUUCUAGAGUACUGAACUGAGCAUACCUUUGUAUAAUACUGAAAUAACAAAUACCAUGCAUGGUAUUAUUUGACUCACAGUCAUA
Messenger RNA from Sorghum bicolor (sorghum), 2076 nucleotides. RefSeq lists its product as uncharacterized. The transcript has 8 exons. Gene Ontology annotation, cellular component: membrane. The coding region runs from base 68 to 1648 and encodes 526 amino acids. The record is from RefSeq and is a predicted model, not a curated record. NCBI's taxonomy places the organism in Eukaryota, Viridiplantae, Streptophyta, Magnoliopsida, Poales, Poaceae.